This is a messenger RNA of Amoebophrya sp. A25, 2950 nucleotides long. The record is from the annotation of a GenBank genome assembly. NCBI's taxonomy places the organism in Eukaryota, Dinophyceae, Syndiniales, Amoebophryaceae.
AUCGUACCUAGCGGAAGGCGCCAAAACUGCGGAUGUCAUGUAUUACUACGGUAAUGCUAGGGUAAAUCGUAAAAAUCGUAAAAAUCCAAAUCGUAAAUGUCGGCCACACUACCUCUUGCUUGUUCUAACAUGAUAUUGCUAGUACAUAACAGGGGUUAGAAAAAAGCCGUAGGCGUAGCACUGACUCUGGCUGGAAAGUAAGUCGACAGUCAUCAACCUCCCCUUCGUCGCACACGAUCAUCUCCUAGCUUCUUCAAUGGGAUAAUGGAACAGUCGCAAUCAAUUCGAAUUCCUACAUUCUUCAGAAGUGCUCCUCAACCACCUUUAUUAGUGCUCCUGUUAUCGUCGAGUUGCAGAAGGCGCAGGGGUUUAAGCAUAUACUCGCUGCUGCAGGUGACCUCGGGAGGGAUUGCUUGCCCCGUGUCGGAGCGACGUUAGAUUAAGGCUUGUUCUUGUCAUGAUUAAAUUCUAAUUCAUCUUACUUACUAUUAAUUACUUGGGAACGAAUCACAAUCAUCAUCUUGGAAGGGUUUUGUAAUGAAAAAAUAGGAUGUUGGAGGGGUUUUGACCAUCAAGAUGCCUUCGAAGAUUCUCUGUUUUCAAUUUCAUCUUCAGGAUGAUAAUCAAUACGGGAGGUAACAUCAAGCUCAAGCAGGUUUUUAUUUAUUUCUAAUGAGACGUUCAGCCAAUUUCGGAGAUCACGGAAGUAAUCGAUGCAACUACUUUUAAGCGGCCUAUGUAUGCUGGGAAUGCCAUUGCCACUGUUCAGAGCACUGAUCCAGUAGUCAUUGCCACAGUGAGACCGACUGCUUUCGAACCGGCUGAAGCAGGAGGUACUUCUUCUACUUACUGGUUAAAAAAAGUACCAAAAAAAGCUCCAGAAAAUGCGGCUCUACAACUGAGUUGUAGAGUAUUAUUUCCUUUUUUCCUUCAUCAUCCUCGGAGACGAGCAGCGGGUGCCUGUGGGGCUCGUUGUGAAGGAUCCAUAACCUAACCGAGCCUCCUUACUGCAUUGUUCUUGUCUUGUUCAUCUUCCUACUCUCAACUCUGUCUUCAGCUGCAUCCGGUACAACCAUUGAAACGGUCACUGUCCCCUCCUCUGGAAUCAGCGAGUUUGUCAGCGAAUCUGUCAAAACGGACGACAAUUAUGGCUAUUUUUAGUUAAAAUAGUACGAUAAGUACAACGUUAACGUUUCUCCGGCAACAUCAACUGACAACAUUGAUUCGUUUUUUGAAUGUACUAUAUCAUGAUUAUGAUUUUAAAUUUGAUGUUCAACAUCUAGUACUAGUAGUACUUUUAUAUAUAAAUCCACUUUUUCUCGCACUAGUAGUACUCGCACGAGUAGGGUUCUUUUAUGCAGGUUCUUACAUAUUGACAUUCGUCGUUGUCUUUAAAAAUGCUACCUGUCUGACAUGUAAAAAAAACUUCUUCAUCCACUUCUACUCCCCUCUACCACUUGUACUCCCCUCCACCACGUCUAAUACAAGCCUCAACUAGGCUCAGCGAAGGUCGUCGUUUCCGGAGGACGCGGAUUGGCGAAUAAGGAGAAUUUUGAGACGGUUCUCCAACCUCUAUGUGACAAGAUGGGUGCUGCUAUGGGCGCUUCUCGCGCUGCAGUUGACGCAGGCUACGUACCGAAUGAAAUGCAGGUAUGAGCAGAAGAAAGUGUUAUUUUGAACACAACUAAACGUAAAACUAGUAGAAGUACUGAGCACGCUAAUAUAAAAACUUCUAGUUCUACAUUGUAUAUAAAAUUGGUAAGCGACAGUGCAGCUUUAUCUUUCCAAUGAUUCCAGGUGGGACAGACCGGUAAAGUCGUGGCACCUGAUUGCUACGUUGCUGUCGGACUCUCUGGCGCGAUCCAACAUUUAGCUGGCAUGAAGGAUUCUAAGUUAAGGAAAUAAAUACUCGAUGAAAACUGAAAAUAUCCGAGUUACUAACUGAAAUAUGGCAGGAGGUAGCUUUAGAGGGCUACUCUUCUUUGUUCAGCAUCUCGGUUAUUCUGGUCAGUUACUUGCUUAUUUCAGUUUAUCGAAUACUUGUUCUACUUUUGUCUUACUCCUACAAGAACUCUUCCAUCUUCAAGAUAAGGUGAAGUUGUAACUUCCAUCUUCAAGAUAAGGUGAAGUUGUAAGAAGUCAUGUUCACCCGCAAGUGUAAGGUGGUCUUCUAGAUGAUUAGCCGAACAUAAUGUUGACUGAUGUGGGGAAUUAGGCGUGGUUGGCCUGUUCUCUACUUAUAUAUGGAUAUUAACGAAAAACUGUACCACCUCCUAGAACAAAUAACUUGUGGAACUCUCCGCACCGUCUUAAAACCGUUUUCCCUUCCGUCCCCAUUAUUUCUACUUUUUCUAAGAAAGACAAUUGUAGCACUUAAUAAGGAUGCGGAUGCUCCCAUCUUUUCGAUCGCGGAUUACGGACUAGUAUGCGAUCUGUUCGAAGCAGUGCCGGAAAUGACAAAGAAGCUGUAGGAAAUGGUGCCGAAGAAGGUAGUAGAGGAAAAAUGAGGAAGAUGAAAGACUUCUAAGAAUUAUCCAAUUAACAACACCUCUUGCCAGGCAUAUCAAUCACAUAAAUCAAUCCAUUCUUUUUGUUAUUGCUGUUCGCAGCAGAGCAAGACUAUCAAGGAGUUGCAUGUUUGAGUUAAGUAGCUAAGAUUUUUUCACGACAAAUCGUACGAAGAGGAGUCUAGCACUACGACUUCCUCAAGGCGAGCUCAGGACGAGGUCGAGGUCAGGAGCGCUGGGCGGUGGUCAUACAUGACUGAUCUUCAUCGAAGAUCUUAAAAUGGAAAGCGAACAAGAAUAAAAUCGAGGUUAAUUAGACUGACGAUGCCCUCAACCUCAUCCGCCAGGAUGAAUCAUGUGCAGAGAAUAUCCUCCUGACUCUUGAACUGAAUGAUUGCUCGAAGUUAAAAAGUCCUACGAGGACUACGAAAUGUGCAGAGGAU